AUGCCAGACAAGAUCCAAAUGGCGGAGAAAAACGAGCCCUUUGCCGAGCAGUUCGCUCCGCAGCACGACUACGAGAACACUGCAGAGCACGCCCGUCGUAAUCUCAAUGCUAAGCUCUCGAAUCCGUUGGCCGGGUAUAGCCAUGCUGAGCUGCGGAAGCAGGGUCGCGUUUUUGCAAUAACGCACGAUAUAGGCGACGAGGAGGACAUUCGGGCUUUUGAGCUGGGCGCGGUGUUGGCUCAGGCGCCGGAGCGGUUCGCCAGUAUUGAGGCCUUGACGCCUCAAGAAAAAGCAAUUCUACUCCACGAGAUCGAGCACCGAUGGUCACAACCGAAGAAGAUGUAUUUAGUGAUUGUCCUAUGUUCGCUUUCAGCUGCUGUCCAGGGGAUGGACGAAACGACAAUCAACGGCGCCCAGCUUUGGUAUAAACAUCAAUUUGGAAUCGCAGACGACAGUGCCCGAAGUACUUGGAUCCUAGGCCUGAUCACAUCCGCCCCCUAUCUGUGCUGCGCCUUCAUCGGCUCCUGGCUCACAGUCCCAUUCAACCAAUGGUUCGGUCGAAGAGGAACAAUCUUCAUCACAUGUGUCUUUAGUGCCCUCGCCGUAUUUUGGUCCGGCUGCGCAUCGGAAUGGUGGAACCUGUUUCUCUCCCGCUUCGCCUUGGGAUUUGGCAUCGGUCCCAAAUCCGCGACCGUCCCCAUCUACGCAGCCGAGACAGUCCCCUCCUCUAUUCGCGGUGCCCUGGUGAUGCAGUGGCAGAUGUGGACUGCAUUCGGUAUCAUGCUGGGAUAUGUGGCGGACUUGGCAUUCUAUCAGAUCCCUGACCAGAGCACGAUUGUUGGUUUGAACUGGAGGUUUAUGAUGGGGUCUGCGGUGAUCCCGGCCGUUAUCGUUUUGACCUUUGUUUUUGCGUGUCCUGAGUCGCCGCGUUGGUAUAUGAGUCAGAAUCAGUAUUAUCGUGCUUAUGAGUCGAUGUGUUCGUUGCGGCAUCAUAGGAUCCAGGCGGCGAGGGACAUGUUUUAUAUGCAUACGCUGUUGGAGGCGGAGAAGAGCAUGGAGCUGGGUCGGAAUAAGAUUAUGGAGCUGAUCAAGGUUCCUCGGAACCGGCGAGCGAUGAUCGCUUCGCAGAUUGUCAUGAUCAUGCAGCAGCUUUGUGGAGUCAAUGUCAUCGCGUACUACUCAUCUGCAAUCUUCAUGGACGCAAACAUUGGCGCCGUGUCAUCGAUGCUCACCUCUUUCGGCUGGGGCGUAAUAAACUGGCUCUUCUCAAUCCCAGCAAUCUACACAAUCGAUACAUUCGGCCGCCGCAAUCUCCUGCUCGUCACGUUCCCUCUCAUGUCACUGGCCAUGUUUUUCACAGGCUUCAGCUUCUGGAUCCCCGAAGAACACAGCGCCAGAAUAGUAUGCAUAGUAAUAGGAACUUACCUCUUCGGCAUGGUCUACUCCCCCGGCGCGGGCCCAGUGCCAUUCACAUACUCGGCCGAGGCAUAUCCUCUCUACGUCCGACCGCACGGAAUGGCAUUGGCGACGGCAACGACGUGGUUUUUCAACUUCGUUCUGGGCAUUACGUGGCCGUCUAUGCAGAGUGCGUUUACGGCGCAGGGGGCUUUUGCGUUUUAUGCUGCGUGGAACAUUGUCGGGUGGUGGCUUGUGUUGCUUUUCAUGCCUGAGACCAAGAAUAAGACGUUGGAGGAGCUGGAUCAGGUAUUUUCGGUGCCGACCAAGUUUCAUGCGCAGUAUGGGUUGAGGCAGAUUCCGUACUUUUUCAAGAGGUAUGGGUUGGGGAAGGAUGUUAAGCCUGAGCUUCUUUAUGAGAUGGAGGAAAUGGGGCCAGUGCAGGCAGACUUGGGGUAUAAUGCUUAA
Penicillium verhagenii is the source of this 1863-nucleotide messenger RNA. RefSeq names its product sugar porter family MFS transporter. The coding region runs from base 1 to 1863 and encodes 620 amino acids. Gene Ontology annotation, molecular function: myo-inositol:proton symporter activity. Gene Ontology annotation, biological process: transmembrane transport. Lineage: Eukaryota; Fungi; Ascomycota; Eurotiomycetes; Eurotiales; Aspergillaceae. Gene Ontology annotation, cellular component: membrane. The transcript has 4 exons. The record is from RefSeq and is a predicted model, not a curated record.